This is a messenger RNA of Astyanax mexicanus (Mexican tetra), 2369 nucleotides long. RefSeq names its product peptidase D (gene pepd). The record is from RefSeq and is a predicted model, not a curated record. The coding region runs from base 59 to 1555 and encodes 498 amino acids. Gene Ontology annotation, molecular function: metalloaminopeptidase activity; manganese ion binding. NCBI's taxonomy places the organism in Eukaryota, Metazoa, Chordata, Actinopteri, Characiformes, Acestrorhamphidae. The transcript is spliced from 15 exons.
AGCGUGGGUCAGCUGAUAUAAACACGUGACCGCGUGGCUCAGCUGGGAGAGGAGAGCGAUGGCUGCUGCUGGAGGGAAAGCUGUGUACUGGAUGGGGAAGGACACCCUGCAGGUGUCGGCUGCUCUGUUUGCGGAGAACCGCCGGCGCCUGUGUGCGGGUCUGAAGGGUAGACAGGGGCUUCAGCCCAAAUCACUGGUGCUGCUGCAGGGAGGAGAGCAGAAACAGAGAUACUGCACCGACACAGACAUCCUCUUCAGACAGGAAUCCUUCUUUCACUGGACCUUUGGCGUGACUGAGGCUGACUGCUAUGGAGCUGUUGAUGUGGACACCGGAAAAAGCCUCCUCUUCGUACCCAAGCUGCCCGAGAGCUACGCUACUUGGAUGGGAGAGAUCUACCCAAAGGAGCACUUUAAGGAGAAGUACGCAGUGGAUGAAGUGCACUACACCAGCGAUAUAGCUGAUGUCCUCACCAAGAUGAAGCCAUCCGUCCUCCUCACACUGAGAGGGCUGAAUACAGACAGUGGCAGUACGACUCGUGAGGCAUCCUUUGAAGGAAUCAGCAACUUCCAAGUGGACAACUCCUUCCUGCACACUAUCAUUGUGGAAUGUCGUCUGAUUAAGACUGAUAUGGAGUUGGAAGUUCUGCGCUACACCAACCGCAUUUCCAGUGAAGCUCACAAAGAGGUAAUGAAGACUGUGAAGCCCGGCCACAAGGAGUAUGAAAUGGAAAGUCUGUUCAGUCACUACUGCUACUCCCGUGGAGGAAUGCGGCACACCUCCUACACCUGCAUCUGUGGAAGUGGGAAUAACUCCUCUGUUCUGCACUAUGGCCACGCUGGAGCUCCCAAUGACAAGACCAUUGAGGAUGGAGACAUGUGUCUGUUUGACAUGGGUGGAGAAUAUUACUGCUACACAUCUGACAUCACCUGCUCCUUCCCAGCAAACGGAAAGUUCACCCCCGACCAGAAGGCCAUUUAUGAGGCUGUGCUCAAAUCCUCCCGUGCCGUCAUGGCCGCCAUCAAACCAGGUGUGAAAUGGACUGAUAUGCACCGCCUGGCUGACCGGGUUCACCUGGAGGAGCUGGUUAAGAUUGGCAUUGUGCGUGGGAAUGUGGAGGACAUGCUUAAAGUUCACCUGGGAUCUGUCUUCAUGCCCCACGGACUGGGACACCUGCUGGGCAUCGACACGCAUGAUGUAGGAGGAUAUCCAGAGGGUACUGAGCGUGUGGAUGAGCCGGGGCUGAAGAGUCUGCGUAUGGGCCGUGUGGUGCUGAAAGGCAUGGUCCUCACAGUGGAGCCCGGGAUCUACUUCAUCAACCACGUGCUGGACAAGGCCCUGGCCUCCCAGGAGCAGUGCGGCUUCAUCAACAAUGACGUGCUGGCUCGAUUCCGCGGAUUUGGAGGGGUGCGUAUUGAAGAUGAUAUUGCAGUGACUGAGGACGGUAUGGAACUUCUCACCUGUGUCCCGCGCACUGUGGAGGAGAUCGAGGCCUUCAUGGCGGACAGAAGCCCCGAGAAAUCCUUCAGUCCUGCAGUCAGCAGCGAGAAAUUCUAAAAUCUCCAUGAAUAAAGCACUCCUCUGUUAUCUCGUUCUCUGCAGAAUUACUUCAUUCGCUUUUUGUUUCUGAUUUGGCAAAACACAGUUAUUGUUUUUAAAGGGAUUUAAAGAAUUUGGCACGAUGGAAAAGCCCUCUCCUCCUACACAGUUUACAUACAAUCAAAUGAAGGACCUGAAGAGACAUAAUCGUCUACUGUAGAAUUAAAUACAGUUUGAUUACACUUGUUUGAAUGGUCAUAAUGACCAUAUUCUGCUUUUCUUGGUCAGUUAUGCAUCGAUUAAAAUGUAAUUAAACUGUGAAUGUAUGGAAUUAAAAAAAAAAAUAGCACCUCUGAAGAAACCAAGUAGUAUUAACACAGCAGACUCUGAGUAUAUGUGAGAAGUUCUAGCAGAACUAAGUUAUGUAGCUAUAAUUCUCUGAUUUUGUGCUAACAAUCUGUGCAUAAUAUGCAUGUUUAACACAGUUCUUUAAGCAAUAAAUGCAUUUUCUAAAAUAAUGAAAAUAAAUAAAUAAAUAAAUGAUUUGAUGCUUUAUUUGUAAAUCCAGGCCCAUUUUUACUUUCUGCGAGUUUUAUGUUCAGUGCCUCAAAAUAUGAAAACAUGAGCACAGCAGAGACUUGACACUUGCAUACACUGCAGUGUACUGCCAAUGUAAAUUUACCGGUAAUCUGAUGUAGUAAAAGUACAUACUGUAUGUCUUAUGUUACCGUAUUUGGUUUGCUUGAUUUACAGGUUUUUUUUGUCUUUUGGCAAUUCAUUUCUUAUAACCAAACAGCCUUGUUCUUAAAUAAACUUUUUUCCAAGCAUUCUA